Belonocnema kinseyi is the source of this 1123-nucleotide messenger RNA. RefSeq lists its product as uncharacterized. NCBI's taxonomy places the organism in Eukaryota, Metazoa, Arthropoda, Insecta, Hymenoptera, Cynipidae. The record is from RefSeq and is a predicted model, not a curated record. The coding region runs from base 493 to 1050 and encodes 185 amino acids. The transcript has 4 exons.
GACAUUGCGCAAACGCUAAAGACAUAUAGCACUUUCAUGUGAGUUUCGGUCAAUUUUGACUGAAACUUAUGUGGGAAUAGUAAACAUUAACGAAAAAACUAUUUCGAACAAUUGGAAGUUAAAAAACUUCCCAAAAAAGAAAUGUCUAAUAGACCAGGAGAAAAUCCAUUGAAAAGAAAAAAGGUUGGUGUGCACAAGAGCUGCUGUUUUGGAAAGUGCAAGCGUGACAGUCGGCCCACGUCCUACUUGGAAUAUUAUAAAAGAGUCACUAGAGUGGCUUAAUGAAUGGGAAAAUAAUCAAUUGAAAGGCCUUAUUCACGCGGAUGAAUUUCUGACCAAAGAAACAGCACAUGGAUUGAGAUUAACUCUUACUUCUAUGAUGGAUUUAUGUCAUUACCUAAUUGACAAGUAAGAUUUCAAGUAUUUACUAACUGGAAAAGUCAAUCAAGACAAUUUAGAGGAGAGAUCCCCCCAAAAAAUGAAAAGGUCACCAUGCUUCUAGAACGGCCCAAAGAACUUAGUUAUGACUUUCAUUUGUAUGAAAAAAAAUCUAAUGGAAUGCAAACUGGAGGUAGCAGCAGCAGCAGAAACAAAACUGUACCAGACUACUUUUAUAUGUAUCCAGGAAACCGUAUUUUUGUAGUACCGACUCCAAGGGCCAAGCAUCCUAUAGUUGGAGAACUAUCUUUCGACUUUCCUGAAAUGAGACGUAUUCCUAAGGGAACACCUCGACCACCAGCAGACACCGGUUACGCACGCGUAGAACUUCCUGUUGACCAUCCAACUAGAUACAGAAAAACUUUUCAUGCACGUCUGGAAGCUCUCCCAGAUGUCAUACUUGAUAGGCUUGAUUCAGAUGAAGAAGUUUGCUGUUAUAUAGUAGAAGGCCUGAAUGUUUAUCAUGCAAAACGAACAAAUAGAUUUGAUAAGUCUGCAAAAUUGGAAUUCACUACAGUCUUUGUACAGGUUAAAAAUUUGGAUUACGCUUUGUAUGGGAGUUUUAAACGUUAUGAAAGAAGAGACCCCUUAUUGGUUAUUAAACUAUGGUAAGCAAGGUUAACUAUCAGAGGCGAAGCUACUGCCGUAUCAAUAAUACGGGGCCCCCGAGCUUUGCGUGUUUGUU